UUUUUUAUAAACAAACCACCUCAAAACCAUCAAACUCUCUCUAAGUGCAAACUCCAAACUCCUUCUUCUUCUUCUUCUCCUCAAAAGAAAGCAGAAAAUAUCAUGGAACAAGCAGAACACAAGAACCUUCAAACUUUAAGCCAAUUUACAAGAUACCAGUUCUUAAAGAACAUAACCCAAUUGUUACUUUCUGUAUCAGUUUUUUCUUUAAUAUUAUCAAACUCUGCUAGACUUUCUUUCCUCCAUUCUUUCAACUUCUGCUUCUCUACUGUCCCUGUCCAGCUCUUUAGCCACACCAUUGAUAAGAAAUGCUUGUUCCUCAUCUGUAAUGGACUUUUAGUUUUCGUUGCCAAAUUCUCUGGUUUGGUUACUACUUCUGAUGAUAACAAUAAUGAUAAUUCUUCCUCAAAGAACUAUAACAGCCAUAAUAACAGCAUUGGCUACUCUGUAAAGAACUAUGAAGAUGAUGAGCCACCAACACUAAAAUUGGACUCGUCAAAAUCGCCAAUGCUAGAGAAUACAGAAGAUUUAAUGGAUCAAGAAAAUGUUUCUGCUGCUGCUGCUGAGGUGGAAACAAGAGAAAAUGAUAAAGAAAUAGAAGAAGAAAAAGAAAGUGAAUUUCUUGUUCAAGAAGACGACGGUGGUCAAGAAGAGGUCAAAGAGUUCGAUGACAAGUUUCUUAUUCAUGAAGACUAUCAAGAAGAAGAAGAAGAAGAAGAUUAUGAGGAAGAAGAAGAAAAUGGAAUGUUGAGUACGGAGGAGUUGAAUAAGAAAUUUGAAGAAUUUAUUAGAAAGAUGAAAGAAGAACUAAGAUUUGAAGCCCAACAGCAAUUGAUUAUGGUUAAUUAAUUAAAUAAUUAUUAUUAUUAUGGUAGAUAAAAUAAUAUUAAAGCAAGAAAAAAGCUCCAGACAGAGCUAGUUGCUUUCUUGAAUUAAUCGCUUGUGAAUUAAUCAUAAAUGUUUUUUCUUGUUGUUUUGCAUUUCCUUUUUGUAAAAUUUAGAAUAUCCUAUUAAAAUCAAUGUAUUUUGUAGUUUCAGUAAAUGUAAAAACUUUUGUUUUUAUAUA
Jatropha curcas is the source of this 1066-nucleotide messenger RNA. RefSeq lists its product as uncharacterized. The record is from RefSeq and is a predicted model, not a curated record. Lineage: Eukaryota; Viridiplantae; Streptophyta; Magnoliopsida; Malpighiales; Euphorbiaceae.